Anopheles cruzii is the source of this 6249-nucleotide messenger RNA. RefSeq lists its product as uncharacterized. Gene Ontology annotation, biological process: G protein-coupled receptor signaling pathway; regulation of autophagy. NCBI's taxonomy places the organism in Eukaryota, Metazoa, Arthropoda, Insecta, Diptera, Culicidae. The record is from RefSeq and is a predicted model, not a curated record. The coding region runs from base 122 to 6010 and encodes 1962 amino acids. The transcript has 19 exons.
GCAGCAGUGUUGCGAUCGAAGAAAAAUGUAAUUGCAGUUUGUUGAACAAAUAGUGUGUGUUUGUGCCAGAAAGAGAGAAAAGCUGGAGCUAUAUUUAUAAAGUCGGAACAAUUGUGACGUCAUGUCGCACCUUUUUCCAAGCGCGAAGGGGGAUCAGCUUUGCCCACUCGGAUUUCACCCACAAGUCCGCUGGCCUACGCGCUGUAAACGAUGCUUUCGGGACUACAAAGAGCACGGAAAUAAACGAAACGGAGACGAUAUAACAGCCUCAACGCCGGUUCUGACAGGCUCAACCCAGUCGCGGAAUCGCGACAGUGGAAGCAGCAACACACUCGACAAACCUGUGCGAAGCUGGACGUCAACCCAGAACCUUUUUAGUCCUAGUAGUAAUAAUGGCGGUAGCUCCAAUGCCUCGCAAUCGUUCCACCAACGUCCAGCCUCAUGGGCUUCGACCCCGGACCUGGAUAACAUCCUACAGAACGUUAAGGCAGAUUUUACGAUAAACUUACCAUUGCCCAGGCGACGACACACAACCACAUUCGAUAACUUAGAGGAACCAAACACAACGACGGUCACUAUCAAAAGGCCACCAUUGCCGCCGAUUCUGAAGGUCGACAGUAUCAAGAAGGAUGCAGAAAAAGUGGAGCUACAGAAGCGUGAGGACACUGUAACAGACAUUGUGAUCGAGAAAAGUGACUCACUUGCAGAACGCGUUCGCAAACUGAACCUCAUCAAGCGGCAGGGAAGUGUUGAACGAGACACAAGCAAAGAGAGACCCAUCCCACCUAAACAUGACAAAGAUGAAGAUUCUGUGGUAUCCGCAAAAAUGGUACUUAAGCCAUCGAUGGUGGAAACGGAAGCAACACCUGUAGAAAAAGUUGAGCGAAGGCGACGUAGACCCAUUCCAGACACGCCGGAUUCCAGUGUCAACACAUCCGCCACACCCGCAGGAACCUCGAAGGUCUCCAGUCUCAAGCAAAAAUUAACAGCAGUGUCGACAGCACCUAGCCUGCCCAGCACAACAAGCAUAGCCACAAAAGACAAAACGAUCACCUCCGGUGACGAUGGAACUGGUAAAACGAAAACCGUUAUCCGGCGAAAACGUGCUGAAGAUUCUGCUACCUUAUCAUCAAAGUCGAUAAUUAAACCAAACCUCACGAUGUCAAGUCCAUCCAUCACUUCUAUUCAACCGAAGAAUGUUAAAUCCCUACACAUCGAGCCGCAGGUUCCCGCUUCUAGCAGUGACGAUGUAAAAUUCCUAAUAUCAAUCAAAGACAAAAAAGCGAAACUUGAUGACGAUAUGCAUUCGACUACAACCGAAACGACCGAAGCUACCGAGGCGACCAUCGUGGAUCAUAUCGAUACUACAGAGCUGCAAGAGGAGAUCGAAAGUCUGAAGCGAGAACUAGACACGGUUAAAGCCAGGGCCGAACGGGCUGAGCGCGACAAGAGUGAUAUUCUGUUGCGACGCUUGGCAUCGAUCGAUACCGUUUCGAAUAAGACGGCUGCUUCGGAGGCUCUCAAACUGCAGCAGAGGGUCAACGAGCAAAAACAGACGAUUGAUGAUCUGCAGGAUGAAAAGAAGUUCCUCACAUCGAAGCUGAAGGAGGUGUCUGCAGACUUGAAUGCUCGUGGCAGCCGAAGUGUUGAGGAGCAGUUAAGACAAAAAUUGGAUCAAGCCGAAACUCUCUGUGAGGAGCUUAUGGACGAAAACGAAGAAAUUAAACGCGAACUGCGCAACAUGGAAACAGAAAUCGAAGAGAUGCACGACAACUUCCGUGAGGAGCAGGCAGAUGAGUACGCUUCGUUGAAGAAGGAGCUCGAUCAGACCACAAAGAAUUGCCGGAUACUUUCGUUCAAGCUGAAAAAGUCUGAACGACGGAUCGAACAACUUGAUGCUGAAAAUGUUGCCUUAGGAGCGGGUGGUGAUUUGGCAUCCAAAAUAAAGCAACUGGAAGAUGAGUUGAAAGUGUCGAACGAAGUGGCACGCCGACUGCAAGCGGAACUAGAGUCUGCCGGACCCGCAUCCAACCCAUCCACACCAACGAAAAAAACUCCAUCCCUCGGAAAUAUCGGUAAAUCAACAUCGGCAGACAGUAAAAUCUCGCGAGCAUCGCUUACGCGUGGCGGAUCGCAGGAAGAUCCGGCUCAGUUGUUAAGAGAUCUACAAGACUCACUAGAGCGAGAAGCCGACCUACGGGAGCAACUCAAGUAUGCCGAAGAGGAGUCGGAGAACUUGCGGCGCAAGUCUUCUCGUGUUGAAGACGAGAAUGAUUCUCUAGUUAUGCAGCUGAAGAAAAUGGCAUCGAAGGCAAAAACCAAGAGUAGCAUUUUCUCUAAGGCCCGAAAGCUAAGCCCUGCCCCAAUAUCCAGAUCAAGCUCGGAAACACCAGUGGAGAAAGAUGAGGGAAUCUCCGAUGAGGAAGAUCCCGCAGAGAUGCGCCUCCAGUUAGAGUUGAAUGAACAGGAAAUGGCCGUAUUUCGGCGUAAAAUUGAAGAGCUCGAGAUUGAGAACAAACAAGGCCGCGAGCAAAUCAAGGACCUUCAGGAAAGCUUGGCAUCCAAAACGAAAGAACUGGGCCGAAAACUACCAUCGCUAACAGGCAGCAAGGCAUCGUCGGGCGUGAAGGAUCCACUCCAGGAUAAGAAAAUCACCGUCAUGGAGGAUGAGAUUAGUGAGUUACGCAAGAAGUUAAUCGAAAAAGACCGAGAAUUUGAGCGAAUGCAAGCAGAAAUGGCACUGGUAAAAUCCAAAGGAGGCAAAUUGUUAUCAAAGUCAAAAUCUCUUGAUGCGCUCACGGAACAGCAAGCACAGGAUUUAAAACGGCAACUUCAGGUUGUCGAACAUGAGGCCACAGUUUUGCGAGCUAAAACUCAAAGCCUCGAGCAAGAUAAUGAAAAGUAUCAGUCGGAAAUUAAGACGCUGCAGCUUCAGGUUUCUCGCAAACCAUCCGCUACAACAGCGGCAGACACAAAAAAAUUAAAUGACACCAUCGAGCAGCUACAAAAGGAAAAACAAUCACUGGACACCCGGCUGCGUUGCAUCGUGCAAGAAACGACAAAACAGCUUCCUACGCGCACACCCAAAAACCCUACAGAUAUGCAUACCAAACUGCAAAUGAAGAAAAUGGUCGAAGAAUGCGAAACAGAAAUCGACGAUUUGCGAGCCUUAGUUGCCAAAACGGGAGCCAUGAAUAUCGCUGCCUUAGAAAAGGAGAAGCGAACACUUGUAGACGAAUUGUCGGAGACAAAACUGCAACGAGAGCUAUUGGAAAAAGAAAUAAGCGUAUUGAAAAGGGAAACGUUGGAAAACCACGCAGUCAAACUUAACGACGCUCAGCGAAAUGUGGAAAAAUUAGAAGAUGAAAACAGAAAACAAAAUGAAAAGAUCAAAGCGUUAGAAGAUAAAAUCAGCAAGAUCAACAGCAGUAUGCGAACUACCGAAUCAAGCAAAUCACUUUUAGAUAUACAACUGAAGGCCGAGAAGGAUAAGCAUGCGACAACCGAGAAAGAUCUGGAGAAACUCCGCAAAGAGAAGGCGAAAUUGGAAAGUCGCAUUGUUGACAUUGAAAAAGAGUUGCAACUGUCGAAGAAAAAUGCAGAACUCAUAAAGGAAAGCAUGGAAAGAGAAAUUGUUACACUGAAGAGUAAAUCCAGUGUCGGCGAAGAGGACAGUGCGUCGUCCAAAAUUCUGCAGGAGCUCAAAAAACAAAACGAAGAUUUGACAGCUGAGAUCCAUCAGCAGAGUCAAAGAUUUGAUGAGCUACUACAAAAGCACGAAACAAUGGAAGAGGAACAUCUGGUUUUGCGAGCUCAGCUGGCUUCCGAACGCGAGAAAACGCAAGAAGCACAAAAGCUUAGAGAAAAACUAAUUCAGUCGGAAGCCAUCGAAACUAGGCUUGUGAAAGAAAAUACCAAUUUGAGUCGCAAGCUCGUAGAAGCUCAGAAAAAGGUCUCGACAGUUGAGACGAAUGCCGAAAACCGCUACGCUAGCAUUGAACUGGAAAAAAGUAGGAUGAAAACAUCGUUAGAAGACAAGCAGCAUGAGUUUGAAAAAUUGAAUAUGGAGAAAGAAAUGAACGCAUACCAACUAAAUCAGCUGAAAAAAGACAACGAGGACCUGCGUGGUAAGUUGGAUGACUAUGAACGUAUUAAUAAAACACAGCGGACGCUCAGCGAGCAUAAUGCUCAGUUGGAGCAGGAAUUGAAGAAUGUAUUUGUAAAACUAGAAGCAUCCGAGGUUAAUGUAAAAUCGGAAGUGGCGGCCACGCGAUUGCGCUACGAGCAGCAAGUGACCAAUCUUCACAAUGAGCUCACAGCAAUGCAAAGACAGUGUGAACGAUUCAAACGCGAUCGUGAUACUUUCAAGCAGCUUGUUGAGGCAGCCCAGAAACAAAUUGGUGAUAUGAAGGCCAAUCGUCGAAGUCUUGCUUCGGUCACGAGCAGCAGCGACGACGACGACAAGACAAAGAUAGUGGCUCUAGAGCAACAAAUCGGCUGUCUUGAAGAUGAACUAAGCGAAGCACGCCUCGAAGCGAGCAAAGUACGAACUGAGCUCGUGUCGGAAUUGAGUGCAUCAGAAAUUAAGAUAUCGGAAAUGCAGUCGAAGAUCAACGAGCUGGAGGAGGAAAAAAUAAUGGGCAGCGGUAAAUCCAAAGUGCCCGGCACCAAAACGAGACUGGAACUGUCCUGGCAGAAGGAACGAGAAGAGUUGCAAAGACUUGUCCAGGAGACUUCAACUCUGGCCCGUGAUCUACGUCAAACGCUGUUCGAAGUGGAACGAGAACGAGACAAAGAAAAGCUCGAAUCGAAGCGCAAAGUAGACCAAAUCAAAAAGACAACCGAAGAAGAAAUCGACGAAGGUAGAAGAAAAGUUACCGAACUUCAGAGUGAUCUGUUGGAGUUGCGUGACGCUCACGCAAAACUGCGUACAGCCAACGAAAAGCUACGCCGUGAUAGGGAUCGCUAUGAAAAAGAGCGAGAGAAUGCGACUCGUCGCCGAAUAGAGGCGGAAGGUGACCGACGCGUGGCAACACUUUUGCAAACCGUAGAUGAGCUAGUACAGUUAGCUCCAGAAGUGCAAAAGCCUGUGCCGAAAGAUUCCAUUACCACAUCUACUGGAAAGACCGUUACCGCCAAUAGCCCCAUUCCAACACCACCGAUGCGUCAUAAAAGUCCUUCGCCAGGGCCCGGGGCUUCUCAUCCACAACAGUCGAUUACUACAGUAUUAGCAAGACUGGCAGAAGCGUCGGAAGAUCUGAGACGAUAUCAGAGAAUGUGUGAUGAGGAAAAAGACAGAGAACGGGUACGACGGGGAGGAAUGCGCCGUGCCGCAUCGCAAGAAAACGACACUAUUCAUGACGCCAGACCAGUGACCAGAGUAAACAGAAAUGGUGGAAGUCUUUAUAGAAAGAGCCUCUCGUUGGACCAAUCGAUGCAAGCGGAACAACAAGGGCAGCUGAUAUGGAAAGAAGGUGACGAUAGCAUGUCAUCGCUGCAGUCGAUUGAUUCCGACUAUGGAAUGAUGCGUCGGGAGUCCAGUCUCGAUUCGCGUCUAUCGACCGGUUCGACCCAAAGCGAUAUGCCACGUAUGCGAAAAAAGAAGCGUGGCAUAAUGGGUACGCUAAGGAGCUUAAGCCUAACGAGAAACAAAGGAACAGAAAGUGAUUACUCGCAUCAGGGAUCGGAUUCUGAUCUAAGCAUAGCAGGGGAUGUCCGAUCCAGCAAAACUAACCUUAAAGGAAAACUAUCGGGAAUGUUUCGCCGUGGAGGCUCGUCCUCACGCACGAAUAGUACCGAAGCGAUAGAUCGAGAAAUUCAACGACCAGUCGCCACCCAAACUCUCGGCAAUGGGCCUACCGGUGUGUCAGCGCCGCAGCGACCAGUUUCUGCCAGCACGCCGCAUUUAGCUAGGGCCGGAAAACCACCCACACCUUCGAUGCAAUCGGUACAGCGGAAACGGUUAAGCGCCAACCUGCCACCAACUGGGCCGUCCUCUGGCGGCCAAUAAUUGACCGAUGAAAUAUUACUUUCUCUCAAAAUAUAUCCUUUCAUGACAUAGAUCGUUGAUAAUGCUUAAAGUCAAACGAUAUCGAUCUCUUGCACAUACAUACAAUAAAAAAAAUGAAUGCAAACAGUCCUAUCAAUGUUAAAAUAGUACGGUUCAUAUGUGCACUUUAUAAUAGGUUCGUCGUGAUAAUUAUAAUAGUGAACGCCAUGAACCAGAUCAGAUGUUCAAUAAAAAUGUUU